AUGAAAAUCUACUCUCACAAAGGUGAGCUUCUUGUAAAAGAAAACACGCAGCUUUCAAAAGAAUUGCAGGGUGCAAAAGGUGAGGAAAGGACUUUGGGAAUGGAGGGGGUAGAAAGAUGGUACUCGGAUAUUCGGCACGAGUACGAGAUGAAGUUGAGAUACCUUGAUAGGGAAUCCACAGGUUCCAGAAGAUUUCUUCAGUCAAGUGGGCCAAUAUAUAAUUGUGCCGUUGCUGCAUCUGCCGUUCACGAAAUGACGUCCCCUCAUAUUCUGGCUCAAUUCAACGACAAUUGGAUCGAAAGCAUUGUCAACUUGCUAGAGAGUUAUUGCUGA
Colletotrichum lupini is the source of this 333-nucleotide messenger RNA. RefSeq lists its product as uncharacterized. The coding region runs from base 1 to 333 and encodes 110 amino acids. Lineage: Eukaryota; Fungi; Ascomycota; Sordariomycetes; Glomerellales; Glomerellaceae. The record is from RefSeq and is a predicted model, not a curated record. The transcript has 2 exons.